This is a messenger RNA of Anolis carolinensis (green anole), 3411 nucleotides long. RefSeq names its product fibromodulin (gene fmod). Lineage: Eukaryota; Metazoa; Chordata; Lepidosauria; Squamata; Anolidae. Gene Ontology annotation, molecular function: protein binding. The transcript has 3 exons. The coding region runs from base 299 to 1438 and encodes 379 amino acids. The record is from RefSeq and is a predicted model, not a curated record.
GAGGGAGAGAGAGAGAGAGAAAUCUCUAGUUAUUUAUAACGCCAAGCAGCUUUAAGGUCUCUUCACUCUAGUUUGCAAACUGCCUGCUGCUUGGAGGUCAUUCCAAAAAAAAAUCCCAGCAAACCCCAUGGCCUUCCAGCACAAUAUUUGAUCAGAAGUCUGGGCGGGCACCAGUUUUGGCAAACUGAACUUCCACACACAUGCUCUUUAGUACCUAGGAAGAUCACACAGGCGAAUCCUGAAGCUCUGGAAAAAGGUGUCUCUUCUCAGUCUAGGCUGCCGUGAAGUUUGUGGCAUAAUGCACUGGGUUUCUGUUCUUAUUAUCGCUGGUCUCUGCAGGGUGGGCUUCAGCCAGUAUGAUGAUCAAUAUGAUGACAUCUUCUGGUUGCAACAAUAUUUACGCAGCCAGUCUUCAUCUUACAGCUACUCACCAUAUUAUGAAGAUGAGAUUCCCCCCUACUCUUCCUACUCCUAUGCACCAGCUGAGUCCUCUGUCGGUGAGCCUGUCCCUGAACCACCUGUAUCCAGAGAAUGCCCCCAAGAAUGUGAAUGCCCUCCUAACUUCUCUUCUGCUUUGUACUGCGAUGCUCGCAAUCUCAGAUACCUUCCUUUCGUGCCUUCCAGGAUGAAAUACGCUUACUUCCAGAACAACCAAAUUACAGCUAUCCAAGAGGGAGCUUUUGAUAAUGCUACCAACCUGGAGUGGCUUGCAUUACAUAGCAACCAAAUCACCAGUGAGAAGAUGGGGAAGAGGGUCUUUGCUAAGCUCAAGAAUCUAGAAAGAUUGUACCUUGACCAUAACAACCUGACCAAAAUGCCUACUCCACUCCCACGGUCACUACGAGAACUUCACCUGGCAUAUAAUCAGAUUUCCAAGGUUCCAUCCAAUGCUCUUGAAGGCUUGGAGAACCUCACUGCCCUCUAUCUCAGCCACAAUCAGAUCCAUGAAAUUGGAGCUAACCUCAAGGGGUUGAAGUCUCUGAUUCUUGCAGACCUAAGCUAUAACCAACUUAGGAGAGUCCCUGAUGGCCUUCCCAGUUCCUUGGAGCAACUCUAUCUAGAGCAUAACCACAUAAACACUAUUCCUGAUGAUUAUUUCAAGAUCUCUCCUAAAUUGCUCUACGUAAGGAUGUCUCACAACAGCCUGACAAGUGAAGGACUUGCCCCCAAUGCUUUCAAUGCCAGCAGCCUCUUGGAAUUGGAUCUCUCUUACAACAGGCUUCAGAAGAUACCGCGAGUCAGUACUAGUCUGGAGAAUCUCUACCUCCAAGGGAACAGAAUAAAUGAAUUCACCAUCAACAGUUUCUGCACCAUCGUAGACAUCAUGAACUUUUCCAAACUACAAGUCUUGAGGCUGGAUGGGAACGAUAUCCAUCGGAAUAAUGUGCCCUCGGAUGCCCCACUCUGCCUGCGAUGGGCCAGCGUCAUAGAGAUUUAGCCAUUGCUCUUCUUUGUUUUCUUAAACACUCAAAACAAGGCCAAAUUCUUCUUGCGAUCACACAGGGGCAAAGGCCUACAUUCUCUAGUUAACACUGCUUCAUUUGACUUGGCUUCUGCAAUUGUAUAAUAUAGGAAAGACUGAUAAUUUGAUCCAACAGAUGCUGCCCAUAUUAGCUAGUCUGGUGAUGACACAUAUGCAACCAAAAUUUUUGACCACCUUUACUUCGUCUUCUCUGUUCCUCCUCUUUAAACAGCCCAGUCAUGACUUGCUUUUAGUAAGAUGCUGUUAGGCACUAUUUGUCUCUCCUUUUGGGUGGGUGGGGCAGAUAAUUUUUGUUCCUGUUGUUUUUUCAUUCCACAUGGAUAGCUUUCGCAGUUUGCUGCCUUUGGGCUUCGUUUUUCCAUGUAGGAGGGUUGCAAGGGGAAAGGAGCCUGUGGGGAGGGGUACAGAAAAGACUGAAGCCAAAUCAAAUGAAAACAGAUUAAAUAUUUGGCCACACAGCAUGGAGCAAUUAGAGAGGGUUUGGAAAAGCAAUAGAGAGAAUGAAUUACUGACAGGGUAAGAGCCAGCUCUUCAGAUGGUUUUCAAACCUGAAUAUAGCUCCCCUGGUGCCAUAUUCUGAUUAGGUAGCACCUUCCUAAUAUUUUGUUUCUCAGUUUGUUUGUUUUUCAUUAGUUUUCUUUGUUAUUGAUUAUAACAACACAAAAAAACAAACAAGUGAGAACUGAAAAGCCCCACAAUCAGUCAUACACAUAUAAUAAUAUAAUGACAUAAUUGUGAUGAUAUAUAUUGAAUUCCACCAUGAAGUUACCAAAUCGUAUCAUUCAUGAAAACAUUUAUCAGUUUUGCUAUGAAAGGACAUAAUGAUAAAUGUAUUUCAAAUACUUUUACAAUUCCAUGAAGUGCCAUUUCCCCAUUACUUCAGUAUUCUUAUACUGUACUAAAUGUUUAACAGCCAUGUUUUAAUGUCAGCCUUAUAGUUUAACUUCUUUCAGUUUUGUGCAGUCAGUAACUUUGUGGCAGAAAUAUGUUUUUAAAAUGCUGCCACCUGGGAUUUUGAAGUUAUUGCUUUUAGAUAGAUUAAAAAGUGCAAUUGCUGGAUCGGUUACUAUUUACAGUUUCUCACAACUAGGCAGGUCCAUUAUAUAUGUAGAAAAACUCUAUUCAUACCACAUCUGCAUGGGCAGAAUAAAAUAGAGGACAAAAGGGAAUUUUAAUGGAUUUGUACAUUUAUGAUGGUAUUGAACCAUGCUUGGGGCUUUGGAUACACAGCAUAUUAUUGACCUCUUUCAGCCUUGACUGGAAAGAGUUUUGUCAGGCCCCUUCUAUAGUGCAGUUCAGUUUAUUAAUCAGUGCUUGCAAAAUACAAAAUGUCUUUCCAUAUCCUGCUUCAGUGCAUAUAAAGAAUACUUCUGUUAUUGAAAUAACAUUCCCAGCCAGUAAUAAAAUGUAAUGUGAGCCAAGUCAGCAUUAAAGUAUCUGGCAAGAACUCACCAUUAUUCAGCAAGGUAUUAUUUCAACAGCAUAUCAUGAAAAACUGGGAGCUUUAUGGUUAUACCAUUCUGUAAGUGCCCUUUUGGGUAUACCAUCCAAUUCAAAUCUAAUCAAAUUUCAUUCUUGCAACAGAAUCCCAUUCUACCAUUUCAUGUUUUUAAUUGCAUUCAUUGUGACUUAUUUCCUUGGCUGCAGAAGUGUCUGGGCUGCAUUUUGUGCACUUAGCACCAAGGUCUGUCACAAGAAUGUCUCACCUUUUCUCUUAGAGCUCUCAUCCCUUAGCCUUUCAAUUAUUUUGUUUCAUGAAGAGAUGGUAAAGGACAUAAAACAAGAACUGAAUAUAAUACAGAGUCUGAGAUGUUGGAAAUGCCAUCAAAGUCUGUAUUUUAAGUGCAUGCUUAUAAUAUAAAAGAAAUAUGUAGAACCAUGAACUGUAGAUAUAAUUACUGAUCAAUAAAAAAUUUUCUAUAAUUGCA